AUGACAGAGGUAUUCUCGGGGUCGAGGUCCUCAUCCCCGUUGGUCGUGGAUGGGCCAGAUGGAUGGCAGCCAGGUCUCUUGUCUUCGACCUCUAUUACACAAGAAAUGGAAUCCGCAAUUCCAUCUGAGACAGACCGGCAAGACGACGGAUCCGAUCCAGGCCUUGAUGACGACCAGUGCUCGACUAAGUCGAUGACUGACGACGUUCUAAACUACCAAUAUCUAGAUGACAGAGCUUAUCACAGUAGAAGCUUUCGUUCCAUUUACUGGGCCCCAAAUGACGAACUGCAGAGUGAGGCGAUGGGUCUUUGGUAUCGUUGCUCCGGAUCAAGCCGCUUGGCAAGUGUGCUCAUUACUUCACAGAAAAUCUUAGAUGUUGGGACUGGGACAGGCGCGUGGGCUAUCGAAGUUGGCGAAGCUCAUCCACACGCCCUCGUGAUUGGAACUGACCUAUCACCGAUUCAGCCUCAACAUGUUCCGCCGAACGUAGAGUUCCAGAUUGAUGACUUCAACGAACCGUGGACAUUCAAAGACAAUUCGCUCGACUACAUCAACAUGCGGUUUCUGACUGGAUCCGUUCGUGAUUGGAAAUUUCUAGUGGGGGAAGCCUAUCGCUGCCUGAAAGAAGAUGGGAUUCUGGAAAGUUCGGAGCCCUCAUUUCUCAUCGAGAGCGACGACGGCACGGUGGACCAGACAAGUGCCUGGGAUCAGUGGCACGGAGUCUUCGAAGAAUACGGGGCCCAGAUUGGACAGACGUUCUCUGUAGUGCAAGAGGGCAUACAAAGACAGGCUCUGGAAGAGGCACACUUCAGUGACAUCCGAGAGCUUGACUAUAAGAUACCGAUUGGGAAAUGGCCAAGAGAUCCAGAGCACAGAUGGCUAGGACGCUGCGCCCAGUCAGCGAUUGAAAAGGACGCCUUAGGGUUUCUUCUGCGCCCGUGUACGUCGAUUGGGUGGAGUAUUGAACGCAUCGAAAAUUACAUUGCCGGCCUAGAAGCGGAGAUGGUUUCAGGCAUAACGCACCCGUGGUUUGGGUUCAAGAAGGUUUGGGGCCGUAAGGUGCCGCCAUCUUCAGUCGUACAGUAG
This is a messenger RNA of Colletotrichum godetiae, 1086 nucleotides long. Its product is annotated as S-adenosyl-L-methionine-dependent methyltransferase. The transcript has 7 exons. The record is from RefSeq and is a predicted model, not a curated record. NCBI's taxonomy places the organism in Eukaryota, Fungi, Ascomycota, Sordariomycetes, Glomerellales, Glomerellaceae. The coding region runs from base 1 to 1086 and encodes 361 amino acids. Gene Ontology annotation, molecular function: methyltransferase activity.